Brassica oleracea var. oleracea is the source of this 369-nucleotide messenger RNA. RefSeq lists its product as uncharacterized. Bases 1 to 369 code for a protein of 122 amino acids. NCBI's taxonomy places the organism in Eukaryota, Viridiplantae, Streptophyta, Magnoliopsida, Brassicales, Brassicaceae. The transcript is spliced from 2 exons. The record is from RefSeq and is a predicted model, not a curated record. Gene Ontology annotation, molecular function: nucleic acid binding; zinc ion binding.
AUGCCUGAGGUCUGCGCUCACUGCAAGGAGAUAGGCCAUAGCAUUAGGCGCUGCAAGCUAGCUCCUAAAUCCUACUCUGCGUGCAAAUGCCCUGGUCACUCCCUGGAGAACUGUCCUAAGAAUAGAAAGGUCGAUCCUCCAGUGAAGAAACAAAAGCCUCCUCCACCUAAGACCCCCUCUAAGCCUACUCAUAUUUAUGUCCAGAAGGCAGACACUGGCUCUCUCUCCUCCAGCAUUGAACCAGAUUCUUCUGAUGUCUCCUCUCCUGAGAAAGAUGACGACUAUGAUGAUGAAUACGGAGGUUACACGAAGGUGUUAUCCAAGCGGCAACAGAAACUGCUUCGGGGCAAGGGCCCCAAAAAUCUCUGA